Messenger RNA from Pseudoliparis swirei, 2697 nucleotides. Its product is annotated as zinc finger protein GLI4-like. Bases 107 to 1828 code for a protein of 573 amino acids. Gene Ontology annotation, molecular function: DNA-binding transcription factor activity, RNA polymerase II-specific; RNA polymerase II transcription regulatory region sequence-specific DNA binding. Lineage: Eukaryota; Metazoa; Chordata; Actinopteri; Perciformes; Liparidae. The record is from RefSeq and is a predicted model, not a curated record. Gene Ontology annotation, cellular component: nucleus. The transcript is spliced from 3 exons. Gene Ontology annotation, biological process: regulation of transcription by RNA polymerase II.
CACUGAUAAGGGGUGAGAGGCUCCCCGUGCUAGCAUCGCGUGAGCUACCCACAAUGCACCUGUGUGCACCGAGCAGCUCCUGAGAGGAGAAGAGACGUGUUGAGCGAUGUUGAUGUUCUCUCGUGAUAAAAUGUCUGCGGUCCGGACGCUGCGGGGUUUGGUGACUGAGAGACAGAACGCCGCUGCGGAGGAGGUCCUGGAGCUGAUGAAGAGGAGCUCAGCGCAGAGCCGCCAUCCCUGUUCUCCAGAGGAGAACCACGGACACCACCGACCACAGGCCGCCGUCGGUCCACCGGGGCCAGAAGUCCAUCAGCUGAUUGUUGGUGAACCGGUUCUGCAGAGGACCACCCUGGACCAGGAGGACCCGGACCCCCCACACCCCCCACACAUCAAAGAGGAACAGGAGGAGCUCAGGUGCGCUCACGAAGAAGAGCGUCUUCAUGGACUGGAGGAAGAUGACGUCAACAACUUCCCGUUCACUGCGAAGAGCGACGAUGAGGAGGAAGGGAACGCUCGGUCCUCGCGGCUUCACCGAACGCAGGCGGGUCGACCAAUAAAAAGAGAGGCGGAUGACGAGGACUGCGGAGGAGUGGCGAGGAGGCUGAGGGCGUCGGUGAGGCAGCGACUCGCCGCAGCCGUCGAAGACAUAUUCGGGAUGUUUGAGACGACGUUAGUGGAGUACGAGAGCGAGAUCGAAGGACUACACAAGCUGCUGGGAGGGUCCGUGAAGAUCGACGAGCAAGAGAACUCGUCAGAUGAUCCACAGCUGUUACUUGUGAAAGAAGAGGGAUCGUCUGACCAGCACGAGUGGAGCGGCAGUCUGGACCAGGAGGAUCCAGAGCCCCGACACAUUGAAGAGGGACGGGAUGAACUCUGGAGCAUUCGUGAAGGAGAGCAGCAUCUAGGACUGGAGGACGCUUCGUCCUCACACCUUCAUGGAAGACAGAUGACCAGGGAAGCCUUUGAGGAGGGUGGACGACCAGAACCAGCCAGGAUCUUUGGUCCAGCUUCUGAUUCACAGCAAGAAAGUAACGAAAAGACACUUUUUUCUAGUCAGGACUAUGGAAACAUUGCUGAUUAUUCACAAGAGAUGAGUCCACCUCCGUCAGCGUUGGUUCCGCUGACCCACAAUGAGGUCUCUGUGAGCUCUGACGGGUCUGAUCCAGGAGGGAAACCAUUCAGGUGCUCUAUUUGUGCAAAAGGUUUCAGUCAAAAAUCCGAUUUGAAGAGACACGUAAGAUUUCACAGCGGGGAGAGACCGUUCAGUUGUGUCUUCUGCGGGAAGCACUUCACUGAAAAGGCAGAUUUAAAGAGACACAUGAGAGUGCACACAGGGGAGAAACCCUUCGGUUGUCCCAUCUGCGGGAAAGGGUUCAGCGAAAAGACAGAUCUGACUAGGCACGUCCGAGUCCACACGGGAGAGAAACCAUUCAGCUGCUCAGUGUGCGGCAAAAUAUUUAGCCAGAAUGAAAAUCUGCGGCGACACGAGAGGAUUCACACGGGGGAGAAACCCUUCGGCUGUCCAGUCUGCGCGAAGACGUUCACCCACAGGGGGGCGCUGGUGGUUCACAUGAGAAUUCACACGGGAGAGAAACCGUUUGGCUGUUCGCUCUGUGGGAAAAGAUACAGCGAAACGGGGAAUCUGAAGACCCACAUGAGCGUCCACGCGGCAGAGAAACCACUCGGUUGUGGCGUUUGUGGGAGGAGAUUCAAUUAUCCGUCUCAGGUGAAGAGCCACAGGUGCUCUGGCGAGAGCAGUGGAGCACAUCAUUCAGGAGGGGGAACCGGGAUGCAGCCGCAUCCGAACUCUGCUCACAGCGUGUGUUGAUUCAUAAAUACCAGUCAGUUAUGAUAUCAUCAAAAUGAUUAUUCCUUCAUUCACUCACCGUCUCAGCUGGGCUUGUCGGCUCUCUCGUACAUCUACUGCAGACAUUCUGAUUUCAGGAGCAUUUAAAUGAUGAUAUAUUUUGUGAAAAUGUGGCUUAAAAUACACACUUUAUUUCGUGACAAUGGAGAACUAUAUAUAUUAUAUUUCAUUGUUCAUUUAAUCAAUUAAUUCCUCAUCAUAUUUGGUUAUUGUUUGCAUAUGUAAUGCAUAAUAUGCAUUAAAUUGUAUAUUACAUUGACUUGUAUUGCCUGUUUUAUACUGCCAUUGACUGACUCCUAACUUUUCAAUUUAAUUCAAUGAAAGAACUCCCAAGAAAAAGAAAAAAACCUUUCACAGGGGAAAAAAAGGAAGAAUCCUUCAGAAGAGCAACAGAGGAGGAUCCCUCUCCAGGAUGGACAGAAGAAUAGAUGUCAUGUGACCAGAAGGAAUCAUUACUAACUCACUAGUCUGAACCUGUCCUUGAUCAGUGGGGGCUGCUAGUUAGAAUACUUUUUAUUUAGAAAUAUCGAAGUACAAAAACUGAACGUAUCGGGGGUUCUGACGCAUGCCGCGCCACAAAAUGAGAUUUCCCUGAUCCCGAUAUGAACAUUUUAAAAUGUUUGGAGCACAGAACCAUGUCAGCGGUAACACAUGAGGAGCAGGUUACAUGUUGCAGUGAAUGAGCCACACCACCAAAAGGUGUGUUACAUUUAAGUGUUUAAGUAAAAGCAAACUCACUCCUGUUGUCUCACGCUGUAUUCCCUGGCUGUCCCUUUCUCUGACUCCUCACAUGUCUGUCAUAACUAAGAAUAUAUAUACCUUCUUUCUUU